UAUGUCAUGAACAUCUUUGGCAGUGUAAAAAAUACUACGCUCUUCACCAGAUAUUCACGACACACUUACUAAUGACUACGGCAGAGACUUCAAACGCUGUUAGGCAGCGUCACAAGGCCAGUUCCAAUGGCACUAAGUCUGAGGAGAAAGCAGAGUCAGGGGAGCUGGGACAGUGGGGCAGGGCUUGGGAGGUAGACUGGUUUUCUCUGACCUCUGUAAUCCUGUUGCUCUGCUUCGCGCCCUUCAUCGUAUUCUUCUUUGUCAUGGCCUGUGACCAGUAUCAGUGUUCUAUCAGCCACGUGUUGCUGGACCUGUACAGCGGUGAUGCAUCUCCGCUUUCUAUUUGGCAACGUGCCCCUUCCUUAACAUGGACCGCCUGCAAGAUCUACGCUUUCUGGGUCACUUUCCAGGUGGUGCUGUACAUGUGUGUUCCAGAUGUUACCCAUAAGUUCCUGCCAGGCUACGUGGGUGGGGUUCAGGAUGGAGCUCGCACUCCAGCAGGUCUCGUUAACAAGUAUGAGAUCAACGGCCUGCAGUCUUGGAUUAUCACUCAUGCUCUGUGGUUUGCCAAUGCUCACUACUUCCAUUGGUUCUCACCGACCAUCAUCGUCGACCACUGGAUUCCCCUUCUGUGGUGUACCAACAUUCUAGGUUACGCCGUGUCCACCUUUGCUUUUAUCAAGGCCUAUUUAUUCCCUACCAAUGCAGAGGACUGCAAAUUCACUGGCAGUAUCUUCUAUAACUACAUGAUGGGUAUAGAGUUCAACCCACGCAUAGGGAAGUGGUUUGACUUCAAGCUCUUCUUCAAUGGGCGUCCAGGUAUCGUAGCAUGGACUCUGAUUAACCUCUCCUAUGCAGCCAAACAGCAGGAGCUCUAUGGCUACGUGACCAACUCCAUGAUUCUAGUAAAUGUCCUCCAGGCAAUCUAUGUGUUGGACUUUUUCUGGAAUGAAGCUUGGUACCUGAAGACCAUUGAUAUUUGUCAUGACCACUUUGGCUGGUACCUGGGCUGGGGAGACUGUGUAUGGCUGCCUUACCUCUACACACUCCAGGGCCUGUACCUCGUCUAUAACCCUGUUCAGCUCUCCACACCUCAUGCUGCUGCCGUCCUCACCUUGGGCCUGGUCGGCUACUACAUCUUCCGUGUCACCAAUCAUCAGAAAGACCUGUUCCGCCGCACAGAGGGGGCCUGCACCAUCUGGGGGAAGAAGCCCACUUUUAUUGAAUGUAGCUACCGCUCCGCUGACGGUGGUACACAUCGCAGCAAGUUGCUGACUUCAGGGUUCUGGGGUGUGGCCAGACACAUGAACUACACGGGAGAUCUGAUGGGCUCUCUGGCCUACUGCAUGGCCUGCGGAGGGGCGCAUCUGCUGCCGUACUUCUACAUCGUCUACAUGACCAUCCUGCUGGUUCACCGCUGUGUGCGCGAUGAGCACCGUUGCAGCAGCAAGUACGGCCAGGACUGGAACCGUUACACUGCAGCUGUGCCCUAUCGCCUGGUGCCUGGAAUCUUCUAGAAAAAGACGCAGUUAGAGGAGAGUAGGGAUAACAUCCAAAAUGGUUGUGAAGGUCUUGUUCUCACAUAUUCCAGAUUACUGAGAGUCUUAUGAGAGUGUGCUCCCACUCUGACUUUCAAGACAGCCUUAAAAUUUGGUUUUGACUGUGCCUGAUAUGGUGCGUGCGUGUGUGUGUGUGUGUGCGCAUAAACAAUGACAUUAUGAUUGCUUUGAGAAAAGGCAGUUGAAUACAAAAUAGUUAACAAGAAUGAUGACCAUGACGGUUUUUCUAGGAAUGACCUCUUCAUUCAAAGUACAUUCAAAUGAUGACAUGACAAAAACAUGAUGUGUGUUCAUUGCUCCUGAAGCUACACCAACAAAUAUAUUCAUAGAUGCUAUUUUUUAAAUAAAGCUGCAGACAGCUCAUGUUAUGUCACACUCAAAGAGGGACCUGUAGUGUGCAGCAGAUAUGUUGGCAUUACAUAUACAAAUAUAGAUGCAAACAGUUUGAUCCUUUUGAUUUUAUAAAUAUUUUAUAAAUAGACUUUAUGAAUAUUUUAUGUAUUCAAAAGCUCAAGGAAUUGCGUUGUUGAUCACCUCCUCUGAGUACAGGUUUACAGGAUCCAGAUAUGUAACUGAGUGUAGUUAUUUUAAGCUAUGGAUUUUAAGCUGUUCAUAUACAUUCCUUCUACGUUCUGACCUCCAGUAAUACCAUUCAUUUACAUGUUGAUUUUUAUUUCUUUCACUUCAAUUUUCAUUUUCUGUUCCGUAUUUUGGCAAAUACACUACCCAACUUUCCCUAAAACUCAUGUUUUGUUUUUACAUAUGUGUAGAGAUAAAUAAAUAUGAGUGCUCAUGUGUAAAUUUCCAGAGGUUGGAAUCCCAUGUGUCAAGCUGCCAUGCUGCUAUAAACACUGCUCUUCAAAAGUCUGUGGA
Molecule: messenger RNA, 2432 nt
Organism: Chanos chanos (milkfish)
Lineage: Eukaryota; Metazoa; Chordata; Actinopteri; Gonorynchiformes; Chanidae
Gene: dhcr7
Product: 7-dehydrocholesterol reductase
Exons: 8
Coding region: 72-1517 (481 amino acids)
Biological process (GO): brassinosteroid biosynthetic process; cholesterol biosynthetic process
Cellular component (GO): endoplasmic reticulum membrane
Molecular function (GO): 7-dehydrocholesterol reductase activity
Source: RefSeq, a predicted model, not a curated record